Molecule: messenger RNA, 1344 nt
Organism: Vigna radiata var. radiata (mung bean)
Lineage: Eukaryota; Viridiplantae; Streptophyta; Magnoliopsida; Fabales; Fabaceae
Product: rRNA-processing protein EFG1-like
Exons: 7
Coding region: 90-1085 (331 amino acids)
Biological process (GO): maturation of SSU-rRNA from tricistronic rRNA transcript (SSU-rRNA, 5.8S rRNA, LSU-rRNA)
Cellular component (GO): preribosome, small subunit precursor; nucleolus
Source: RefSeq, a predicted model, not a curated record
GACCGAAUCCCUCCAAGGGGUUUUGGGCGUGUAAAAUAAGAGGCGAGCGAGAGUACAGAACAACAAAAACAAUACACAAGAAAAGAGAGAUGGCUCACGGCGCUUAUAGCAAGCGGCGCGUGAGUGCAACGCGCCGUUCGAACUCGAAGCCUCUCGGUGUUGCCAAGAAACCCAAGCCCUCCGUUUCCCUCAAAAACCAGAUUCGAUCCUUAGAGCGUAUGCUCCGAAAGAAUCUGCCUCCCGAGGCGAGAGAGGCGCAAGAGCAAAAGUUAGAAGCACUGAAGAAGCAGCAAGAGAUUCACACGCGCCUCGCUGCGGAACGCAAGAUUUUUUUACGUGACCGGAAGAUCAAGUUCUUCGAGAGGAGGAAAAUUGAAAGGCGAAUCAGACGCCUCGAGAAACUGCACCGUGCCUCUUCUUCUUCAUCUUCUUCUUCUGCCCAACCUUACUCUGACCAGCUUUCCGCUCUAAAACAAGAUCUUCAAUAUGUCAUGUACUUUCCAAAGAAUGAAAAAUAUGUCCCUUUGUUUACCGGCGGUGAUGAUUCAGAGAUAGUUGACAGGAGGAAUGGGUUGCGCAAACAGAUUGAAGAUAGGUUGAUUGCAGCUGCUGCAAGUGGCAAGGAUUUAGAAGAGACUGGCAGUGAGGAUGACGGUCUGUUGGAUCUGAGUGAUGAUGAUUUUUUCCUUGCUGGGAGUUCUAGUGAUGAAGCAGAUGCAGAUGAUGAAUGGACAGACAAAAGUGCAAGAGAGCAGGCUUCUAGUGCUUCUGGGAAAGGUGUGUCUGGCAUGUCCAGUGAUGAAAAAAACCAGAGGCAGAUUUCUGCUAGAGCUUUGAUGCCUCCUCCUCGCCCUUCAAAUAUGAAAUUGUCAAGGUUUGGGUCAUCUUCUGGCCAACAUUCAUCCAUACAAAGAUCUGAUAUUUCCACAUCGAGCAACACGUCAAAUAGCAAAAGCAGCUCAGACUUCAAAGUAAGGGGACCCUCGAGAUCAGGAACAGGCCAUGGAAGUAGUUUAAGCUCCAACUCUGAUGCUCACAAGCCUCGCAGGAAGAGAAGACCUAAGAAGAAAAAGAAGCAGCUGUAGAUGAGGUGAGCAUCACCAUAGGCAAUUGGAUUUGUCAUCACAUUAAUUCGUUCUUAUCUGGUGGUGAGAUCACACUGGUCAAUAUAAUGAUCAUAUAUGUAUUGACUUGUUAGGUUAGAUGAAGAAUUGUUAUUGUAGAUUGUCUUAUGAUAUGAGCUCUUCAUAUUUAACCAUGGCUUACUGUAAAUUAAAUUGAACUACUCAUUUAUCUGUGGGAUAAUAUUUUACCUUUUCUGGCAAAGAUGGCGCAAAAACAUAA